AUGGAAGAUAAUGUCAAGCAGCACUAUCUGGCUGACUCGCCUCCCUCAGUGGUCAGACUGGAAAUCAAGUCUCACUUUGAUGCCCUUCAUGAUGAAUCCCUCAGAAAAUAUGCUCACUAUAUGAGCCGAGCGGCAUUCGAAGGUACUCGAGUUACAUUGCGCCAGGUUUCCCCAGAGUCCGAACCUAUCUACGAUCUCAUUCUCUCCCUCCACCAUGCGUGCGAUGGUGACUGGAACAACUUGGCCCAGAAGACCCAAGUUAGCGAUGAACAUCUCCGUUUCUUCCUUGAAUAUGCGGCUCAGUUCUUGGGUAACUGCGGUAAUUACAAGGGAUUUGGGGACUCCAAGUUCAUUCCCCGUCUGCCACUCUCUGCUCUGGAGGCGCUGGCAUCCAUCACACCUGAAACCAAGGCGGCCUUCCAAAAAGCGAACACCACUGGAGGGGGCAUCUACGAGACUAGUGAGCAGUCGAUGAUGCAUCUUGGUUACCCCACGAGUGGGCACAUGACCACAUAUUAUCCUGACUCCCCCACCAUCACCAAGGAGGAGAUUACCACUAUUGGUAAUUUGAUGGAGAAGAAGGGCCUGGCUUUGGAGAAUACUAGAAUUCGGAAGACGGCAUCGGGUAAUUUCGAGCUUCUUAUUGCAUCUGGGAUUUCCAACCCCCCAGUGAGAGAUCGCGACCUCGGAGAACUGAACACCUUUGAGCUGGAUGGGAGCUUGAAGGGCAAAAUAGUGCACCUUGUGUUUGGGGAUCAUCUGGAGGAGAUGGCCAAGAUUUCCCACUCGAUCAAACAGGCAGAGCGCAACGCGGCGAACGAUAACCAGAGGCAGAUGCUGGAGUCAUAUGCCCGCACAUUCGGUACGGGAUCUAUUGAGGCUUUCAAGGAGAGCCAGCGUAUCUGGGUGAAAGAUCAGAAGCCUGUUUUGGAGACAAACCUGGGCUUCGUGGAGACCUACCGUGACCCUCAUGGAGUGCGUGGAGAAUGGGAAGGCUUGAUCGCAUUGGUCAACAUGGAACGAACUCGGGCAUUCGGUGCGCUGGUAGACAGUGCCGAGAGCAUGAUCCCCAAAUUACCGUGGGGUACGGACUUUGAGAAGGACAAGUUUCUCAGCCCGGAUUUCACUUCACUCGAGGUUCUGAGCUUCGCUGGUUCGGGAAUCCCGGCCGGUAUCAAUCUGCCCAACUACGAUGAUAUCCGUCAAACCCUGGGCUUUAAGAACGUGUCUCUGGGCAAUGUUCUUAGUGCCAAGGCCCCUAAUGAGCCCAUUCCAUUCGUUGCCGAGGUGGACCAGGAGGUUUACCGCCGCUGCCGUGAUCCUGCUUUUGAGGUUCAAGUCGGUAUUCAUGAACUGCUCGGUCACGGAACUGGCAAGCUUUUGCAAGAAACGGCCCCUGGUGAAUACAACUUUGAUGUGUCUAACCCUCCAAUCAGCCCUGUGACAAACAAGCCUGUGACGAGCUGGUACAAGCCCGGUCAAACCUGGAGCUCAGUGUUCGGGGCCAUUGCUGGAUCAUAUGAAGAAUGCCGUGCUGAGUGUGUGGCCAUGGUGCUGGGAUGUGACUUUGAAAUCCUGAAGAUAUUUGGCUUUGGCAAUGGCGUCGAAGAUAUGAGCAAUGAAGCUGGUGACGUUCUCUUCGCCGCAUACCUUCAAAUGGCUCGCGCCGGUCUGGUUGCACUGGAGUUCUGGGACCCCAAGACUAAAAAAUGGGGCCAGGCUCAUAUGCAAGCCCGGUACAGUAUCCUCCGCACUUUCCUCGCCGCGGGCGAUGACUUUGUCAAGCUGUCGUACACCAAGGGUGAUCUGUCGGACCUGGAGAUCCGUCUAGAUCGGUCCAAGAUCUUGACUCACGGACGCCCUGCCGUGGAGAAGUACUUGCAGAAACUUCACAUUUACAAGAGCACUGCGGAUGUUGAAGCAGGCAAAGCCUUGUAUGAUGACAUCACAUCUGUGGAUAGCUGGUGGGGAACACAGGUACGUGAGGUUGUCAUGAAGAACAAGGUUCCUCGAAAGGUCUUCGUGCAAGCGAACACUAUCCUGGAGGGAGACAAGGUUACACUGAAGGACACCGUGUCGGAAGAAACACCCUCAGGGCAUUCAUCAAUCACGGCGCCAAUACAUCCCCCGAACGACUCCCUCGAGGUGGACGACUAUUACAGCGCACCCCCGCCGCACUCCCCUUCUGAAGCGUCUGCUAGUUCCUCCGUCAGCCCGCCGCCCUUUUCCUCACUUGACUUCGCUUUCGACGCCAAUCAGCCCAAGGUCACCGAGUCUGGUCCUGCAUCCCUCCAAGCCUUUGCGCCGCCGCCCGUUGAAGAGCCUCUCGAUUCGGCUCCUUCGUCAUCAGUUGUCGCAGACACCAAAGCAAGCUUCUCAGAACCCAAGGGUGACGGGCCGGGGAAAAAUUCCGACGACGGUGAACCGCCGCCGCCAUACACCGAAGGCUACAGCCCACUUGAGUCAUUUACCUACGUGAUGGCUGCAGCUGGAGGUGCCUCGAGCAUCAUUACCCAGGUUCAACAGACGGGUGGACCACCGAUCAAUACACUGGGAGAUAUUGGCGGCGAUGAGCAUAUCGUUCUCGACCUCCGGGGUACCCGGUUUACACUAUCCCGAGAUGAAUUGUUGACCUUGCCGGAAUUCGUUCUUCUCUCUCUUUUUCCCAACGGUCUUCUCCCCGAUGGACAUAUGGGCGGUUUCCAUGAAGGCGACAUUUAUCCAGUUGACUAUGAUCCUGCAUCACUUCAGUACAUGCUUGAUUUCUUCCGCUCUGUUGCUCAAUCCAUUCCUUCCUCGCUGCCUUCGGGAUCGACAUCUCCAGAGUUGGAAGUGCCGGAUGUAAUGCAAAAUUCCGCGCGUGACAUGCUCCAGGAUCGAGCCGGUAUCAUCGUCCUCCGUGAAGAUCUUGACUUUUACGUGAUUCCGCCAAAGCCAGAUAUUGGGCACGAGGAGAUGCUCGAAGUCAAGCGGGCCGCUGGCCGAGCCCUGUUGAAGCAGGACGGCAUUUUCUCUGGACUGCGCAAGAGCGAGGAGUUAGGAUCUACUGAGCAGCACUUGAUCGAAAUGUUGACUGCCGGUGGAUUUGAUCGCGAAGAUCAGUGGGGUCACCGAGCUCCGGAACCAAACAAGGCCGUCAUCUGCAGCCUUGCUUUGGCCAAGCUUCGCACUGAUAUCCGGGGCGACCUUUCAAACAACAAUGCCGUCGGAAUGGCCCAGAAGCUUCUGCUCUUCUGGAGAAAGCCCGCUCGUCGGUGCUGGUGGGAGGGUGUCGAUCUGGAUAACGUUGAAGGCGUUGAUGGGCAAGUCAAAGUGUGGAUUCGACGGGUCUGGACUCUUGAAAUGAGUGUCAUUGGACUCCGUUGAUUAUCCUCAGUUUGUUCUCUCUGCAUCUGUACCUAUACCCAGAUCACCCUAGCUUCCCAUGUUGAUCUUUGUUAUCUCUGUUGCUGCAUUACUGUUAUCUUGAGUCUCUGUUCUUUAUUUUCCAUUCAUCCUCUCCAAUGGCUUAACCCUGUGCCCUUUGGUCGGUUUCUUUUCUUUUCGACAGCAGGGCUGGCGUACUUGCGCAAUUUGGCGUCUUUUUGCAACCUCUCCUGGUAUAUUCUCUAUAUUCAUUGGACAUGCCCCAGGACACGGCCCGUUUCUAGGGUGACAUUGGACAUACAAUACAAUUGGUCUU
Molecule: messenger RNA, 3682 nt
Organism: Penicillium pulvis
Lineage: Eukaryota; Fungi; Ascomycota; Eurotiomycetes; Eurotiales; Aspergillaceae
Product: dipeptidyl peptidase 3
Exons: 9
Coding region: 1-3366 (1121 amino acids)
Cellular component (GO): cytoplasm
Molecular function (GO): dipeptidyl-peptidase activity
Source: RefSeq, a predicted model, not a curated record